Cimex lectularius (bed bug) is the source of this 1510-nucleotide messenger RNA. Its product is annotated as 26S proteasome regulatory subunit 6A. The transcript has 8 exons. Gene Ontology annotation, biological process: proteasome-mediated ubiquitin-dependent protein catabolic process. Gene Ontology annotation, molecular function: ATP binding; proteasome-activating activity; ATP hydrolysis activity. Bases 80 to 1390 code for a protein of 436 amino acids. Gene Ontology annotation, cellular component: proteasome regulatory particle, base subcomplex. The record is from RefSeq and is a predicted model, not a curated record. Lineage: Eukaryota; Metazoa; Arthropoda; Insecta; Hemiptera; Cimicidae.
ACCUUCCCUGAUAGUGUGACUCUUCAAAAUUCUCGGUUAGGCGUCCGCUUUUGAACUUUGCUAAACUUAAUUUUCUGGGAUGUCUUCAAGCACGAUGACUUCUUCGACAAAAGGUUCCGACGAAAAGCUCGGGUGGGACGACAAAGACGAAUAUAUAUCUGAAGAAGUUAAGCGUAUGUCACACGAGGAAAUAGUCAGUCGUAUACGUCUUUUGGAUAACGAAAUUAAAAUUAUGAAAAGCGAAGUGUUGAGAGUGUCCCACGAACUGCAGGCGCAGAAUGAAAAAAUAAAAGAAAACACUGAAAAAAUUAAAGUCAACAAAACAUUGCCUUAUUUGGUAUCAAAUGUCAUUGAACUAUUAGAUGUUGACCCUGAAGAAACUGAGGAGGAUGGAGCUGUUGUAGAUCUAGACGCACGAAGGAAGGGAAAGUGUGCUGUUAUCAAAACAUCCACAAGACAGACCUACUUCCUCCCAGUUAUUGGGCUAGUCGAUGCAGAAAAACUUAAGCCCGGUGAUCUUGUCGGUGUCAAUAAAGAUUCCUACCUUAUUUUAGAAACUUUGCCUGCUGAAUAUGAUGCAAGGGUUAAAGCAAUGGAAGUUGACGAAAGACCGACUGAGCAGUAUUCUGAUAUUGGUGGCUUGGACAAACAAAUUCAAGAACUCAUAGAAGCAGUUGUACUUCCGAUGACUCACAAAGAAAAAUUCGAGAACCUCGGUAUUCAACCUCCAAAGGGUGUACUUUUAUAUGGACCUCCUGGAACAGGUAAAACUCUAUUGGCUAGAGCUUGUGCAGCACAGACAAAAUCGACCUUUUUGAAACUAGCCGGACCCCAGCUCGUUCAGAUGUUUAUUGGCGACGGUGCCAAAUUAGUUAGAGAUGCAUUUGCCCUAGCUAAAGAAAAAGCACCAGCUAUUAUUUUUAUCGACGAGUUGGAUGCCAUUGGUACAAAAAGAUUUGAUUCUGAAAAAGCAGGAGAUCGUGAAGUACAAAGAACUAUGCUUGAACUAUUGAAUCAAUUAGAUGGUUUCAGUUCAACCGCAGAUAUUAAAGUUAUUGCUGCUACAAACAGAGUGGACAUUUUAGAUCCAGCACUUCUUCGUUCUGGUAGAUUGGAUAGGAAAAUUGAGUUUCCCCACCCAAAUGAAGAUGCAAGAGCAAGGAUCAUGCAAAUUCACUCUCGUAAGAUGAAUAUAAGCGUUGAUGUCAACUUUGAGGAGCUAGCAAGAUCCACAGAUGACUUCAAUGGAGCACAAUGUAAAGCCGUAUGUGUAGAAGCUGGUAUGAUUGCUUUGCGUCGCAGCGCUGGAGUUGUGAUCCACGAAGAUUUCAUGGAUGCUAUCCUGGAAGUCCAAGCCAAGAAGAAAGCGAAUCUUAAUUAUUACGCUUAAAAGUUCAUUUAAGGGUUCACUAAAUAUUUCUGUUUUUCGUUUAACUUGUAAGUUCAAAAAAUUUCUUGUAAUGUUUUGAAAUAAUUUUUGUUGUCCAUUUUUCAAUAAAUAUUUUUAAAA